GUGGGAAGGCUCCGGCCUCCGGCGGCGGCGAGUGACGCCGCGCGUCUCCCUGGCUGCGGUGAGGGUGGUGACGGCCGGGGUCAGAAUGGCUUCGACAAGUAAAGCAAUUGAAUUACAGUUCCAAGUGAAACAAAAUGCAGAGGAAUUGCAGGAUUUCAUGAGGGAUUUAGAGCACUGGGAAAAUGACAUUAAACAGAAGGACAUGGAGCUAAGAAGACAAGGCGGUGUUCCCGAAGAGAAUUUACCUCCUAUUCGAAAUGGGAAUUUUAGGAAAAAGAAGAAAGGCAAAACUAAAGAUUCUUCCAAAAAAACCAAAGAGGAAAACACAAAAAACAGAAUAAAAUCUUAUGAUUAUGAUGCCUGGGCAAAACUUGAUGUGGACAGUAUUCUUGAUGAACUUGACAAAGAAGACAGUACCCAUGAUUCUGUGUCCCAGGAGUCGGAGUCAGAAGAAGACGGUGUGCGUGUGGAUUCCCAGAAGGCUCUAGUUCUAAAAGAAAAGGGCAAUAAAUACUUCAAACAAGGAAAGUAUGAUGAAGCAAUUGAAUGCUACACAAAAGGCAUGGAUGCUGACCCAUAUAACCCUGUCUUGCCAACAAACAGAGCGUCAGCUUACUUUCGAUUGAAAAAAUUUGCUGUUGCUGAGUCUGACUGUAAUUUGGCAAUUGCCUUAAGCAGGAGUUACACCAAAGCCUACGCCAGACGAGGUGCAGCUCGGUUUGCCCUGCAGAAGUUAGAGGAGGCUAGAAAAGAUUAUGAAAAAGUAUUAGAACUGGAACCAGAUAACUUUGAAGCAACAAAUGAACUCAGGAAAAUCGAUCAGGCUUUAUCGUCCAGAGAGAACUCACGUCCCAAGGAGGCUGCUGCAGUGACUAAACCAGCUGAGGGGGAGAGGCAGCAACAGAUUGAGGAACAGCAGAACAAGCAGAAGGCCAUUUCGGAGAAAGAUCUGGGGAACGGCUUUUUCAAAGAGGGAAAAUACGAGAGAGCAAUUGAGUGCUACACUAGAGGGAUAGCCGCGGAUGGCACCAAUGCCCUACUUCCCGCCAACAGAGCCAUGGCCUACCUGAAGGUUCAGAAGUAUGAGGAAGCUGAAAGAGACUGUACACAAGCCAUCUUACUAGACGGCUCCUAUUCAAAGGCUUUUGCCCGGAGAGGGACUGCAAGAAUACAUCUGGGAAAGAUGGAUGAGGCCAAGCAAGACUUUGAAACUGUGUUACUUCUGGAACCUGGAAAUACACAGGCAGUCACCGAACUUUCCAAAAUUAAAAAGGAAUUAAUUGAGAAAGGACAUUGGGAUGAUGUCUUUCUUGACUCCACACAAAGACACAAUGUGAUAAAACCUGUAGAUAAUCCGCCUCAUCGAGGGUCACCUAAAGCACUCAAGAAGAUUUUUAUUGAAGAAACUGGCAAGUUGAUAGAGAGCAUUGAUGCGUCAGAUAGCAGUACCACCGCUCCGCAGAGUAAUGGAGCAAAUGCACCCUCCAUCUCGGCCGUGGGCACCGAGAGCAAGAAGAAUCCAAGCCAGGGGGACGCCUCGCCCGCAGGUGAUACUCCAAGAGCCAAAGUGUUGAAAAUAGAAGAGAUCAGUGACACCCUGGCCCUCCAAGCACAGGUUGAUAUGAAGCAGGAUGUGGGCCAGUCUUCCAGUGAGAAGAUCUCUGUGAAGGCAGAGCAGACACCGCCAGAUCAGUUUGCCACUGCUGUUCUGCCUCCAGUUCCUGCCAACUCCUUCCAGCUCGAGUCUGACCUCAGGCAGCUGAGAAGUUCCCCGGAUAUGUUGUAUCAGUAUUUAAAGAAAAUCGAACCAUCUUUGUAUCCGAAGUUGUUUCAGAAAAACCUAGAUCCAGAUGUAUUCAAUCAAAUCAUUAAAAUUUUGCAUGACUUUUACAUUGAGAAAGAAAAGCCGUCUCUCAUCUUUGAAAUCUUACAGAGACUUUCUCAGCUGAAAAGGUUUGACAUGGCAGUGAUGUUCAUGUCCGGACCCGAGAGGAAGAUCACAAAUGUAUUAUUCAAUCACUUGGAAAAAUCAGACCUGAAGGAGGAUUCUGUUGAAGAACUCAAGAAAAAAUAUGGUGGCUGAUCACAGUGGCUGAGGUUGUCUUUGUCUUUGAUGUGCACGUUAUUUUUCUUACUGAAAUCAAGUGUUUUGUUUGACUUUUUAAGAAAAUGAAAUCGUACCUGAGAGGGCUUUUGUCUCGGUGGGCUUAAUUCAUGUAAAGUGUACUACUGAGAAAUGCUUCAGAUAAAGUAAGUUUGUAUGAAAAUAAAAAUGUAAGUAAUGAGA
Onychomys torridus (southern grasshopper mouse) is the source of this 2287-nucleotide messenger RNA. RefSeq names its product RNA polymerase II associated protein 3 (gene Rpap3). The transcript is spliced from 17 exons. Lineage: Eukaryota; Metazoa; Chordata; Mammalia; Rodentia; Cricetidae. The record is from RefSeq and is a predicted model, not a curated record. The coding region runs from base 86 to 2083 and encodes 665 amino acids. Gene Ontology annotation, molecular function: protein binding.